AUGUCGGCUACAGCAGAUGACAACGUUUUCGCUAAUGACUCGUCCUAUCAUUGGGAAAUGCGCCGCAAGGCGUCGUUUUCCAAGCUAACGGGCGCAGUCCCUCGAGCUAUUCCUGGCAUGUACAACGACGAAGAAGAUCCACACGCCGAUGAAAAGAAGGAGAAGCUGUGGAAACUUAUGGAGACGUAUCUCAGCUCGGACAUCCAUUCCAUCCAACGAAGCAUCGUGAAUCACGUGGAAUAUACUUGCGCGAAAACUCGGUUCAACUGCGAUCCAGAGUCAUGCUACCGUGCAGCAGCGUUUUCUGUCCGUGACCGUCUGAUUGAGACGCUCAACGACACCAACGCCUAUUUCCACGAAAAAGACUGCAAACGGGCGUAUUAUCUUUCCCUUGAGUUCCUCCUUGGCCGCGCUUUCCAGAAUGCGCUUGUUAAUCUAGAUAUUGAGUCCAACUACAAGAAGGCGUUGGCGGAGUUGGGAUUCAACCUGGAGCAGCUGUACGAGUACGAGCAUGACCCUGCUCUCGGAAACGGAGGUCUUGGGCGUCUGGCCGCUUGCUUCCUCGACUCUAUGGCAACUGUCAACCUGCCGUGCUGGGGCUAUGGCAUCCGCUACACGUACGGGAUUUUUGAGCAAAAGAUUGUGAACGGCCGUCAAGUUGAGCAUCCGGACUACUGGCUGACCAUGUCGAACCCAUGGGAAAUCGAGAGACCCGACUGCACGUAUGCCGUGCGCUUUUACGGUUCUGUGAAGGAGUACCGGGACCCGCAGACAGGAAAGAUGAGGAGCAAGUGGGUGGAUGGUGAGAUCGUGCAAGCCAUGGCGUAUGACAACCCUAUUCCUGGAUUCGACACGUACAACACCAUCAACUUGCGUUUGUGGAAGGCCGCCCCGAGCAAGGAAUUCGACUUUCACCUCUUCAACGUCGGUCGCUAUUUGGAGUCGGUCCGGGAGCGACAACGCGCGGAAUCGAUUUCCGCGGUCCUGUACCCCAACGACAACACCAUGGAAGGAAAGGAGCUUCGCCUCAAGCAGCAGUAUUUUUUUGUGUGUGCAACCGUGCAAGAUGUGAUGCGCCGCUUCAAGAAGACUUCCAACAGGGACUGGAAUGAACUCCCUUCGAAGGUGCAGAUGCAGCUCAACGAUACCCACCCUACAAUUGCCAUUCCGGAGCUCAUGCGUAUUCUCCUCGAUGUGGAGGGACUGGAGUGGGAACAGGCCUGGGACCUCACGAAGCAGAUCUUCAACUACACAAACCACACGGUCCUUCCUGAGGCGCUAGAAAAGUGGUCCGCGGAGUUGAUCGGCCGGCUUCUCCCCAGGCACCUUCUCAUUAUUAAUGAGAUCAACUUCCGCUUCUUGAACGAAGCCCGGGGUGUGUUUGGAGACGACUGGAACAAGAUUUCCCGUAUGUCGAUAUACGAGGAAGGCGAGGAGAAACGCAUUCGCAUGGCGAACCUGGCAGUUGUCGGCAGUCGCCACGUCAACGGUGUGGCUGCAAUCCACUCAGAGCUCGUGAAGAAGGAUCUUUUCCCCGAGUUUGUUGAGUUUUACUCUCGACAAGGGUUCAAUGACAAGUUCCUUAACGUCACCAACGGUGUGACGCCGCGUCGCUGGAUUUAUUGCGCUAACCGCGGGCUCGCAGAUCUUUUUAGCAACUGGCUCGGUUCAGACUCGUGGCUCAAGGAGCUAGACAUGGUAGCUGGCCUUCAGAAUCACGUUGAUGACCCGCAGCUGCGCAAGGAGUGGAGAGCCGUCAAGAGAGUAAAUAAGCUCCGCCUGGCGGCGUGGGUUGAGCAGAGAUGCAAUGUGAAGCUCGAUGUUGACAACAUGCUGUUCGAUAUCCAAGUGAAGCGCAUCCACGAGUACAAGCGUCAGCUGCUCAACUGCCUGUACACUCUGCAUCGCUAUCUUACCAUCAAAAAGAUGUCUCCGCAACAGAGAGCGAGUGUCGUUCCGAGAGCGACGAUGAUCGGAGGCAAGGCGGCCCCAGGUUACUACACGGCGAAGAACAUCAUUAAGCUGGUCAACAAUAUUGGCCAAGUCGUCAACAACGACCCUGAUGUCAACGAGUACUUGAAGGUCGUCUUUCUUCCCAACUACAACGUCUCGCACGCCCAAGUGAUUAUCCCCGCCAGCGAUUUGUCUCAGCACAUCUCGACGGCAGGAACGGAAGCCUCUGGCACAUCGAACAUGAAAUUCGUGAUGAACGGCGGUCUCAUUUUGGGAACGCUGGACGGCGCCAACAUCGAGAUUCGUGAGGAGUGCGGCGACGACACUAUGUUCAUCUUCGGCGCUAAGGAACAUGAAGUGGCGAAGAUUCGCGAACAGGCGCGAAACGGAAACUAUCCCAUCGAUGGACGUCUGAGAGAGGUCUUCGACUUCAUUCGCUCCGGAAAGCUCGCGUGCGGUGACGGGCAAGCUCAAAGCGACUUUGUGGCGAUCGUGGACCAGCUGUGCAACAACGGCUACGGUCAGAAUGGGGACUUCUACCUCCUCAUUCACGACUUCGCGGACUACUGCCGGGCGCAGCAAGUUGUGGACGAGACGUACAAGGACGUGGAACAGUGGACAACGCUGUCGAUUAAGGCGGCGUCGUCCAUGGGAAAGUUCUCCACAGACCGUUGCAUGCGUCAGUAUGCCAAGGACGUGUGGAACCUUGAGCCGUGUGAGCGCCCCCCCCCUGAUGAGUUCCAGAGAAUGAGAUCCUUCGCCAACGACACGCCGAAUAGAGUCUCAGGUACUGAAAGCGCUCCGAAGUCUAACAAGGCUGGAAAGGGAGGAAAGAAAGCACAUUAA
This is a messenger RNA of Besnoitia besnoiti, 2799 nucleotides long. RefSeq names its product putative glycogen phosphorylase 1. Gene Ontology annotation, biological process: glycogen catabolic process. Gene Ontology annotation, cellular component: cytoplasm. The coding region runs from base 1 to 2799 and encodes 932 amino acids. Gene Ontology annotation, molecular function: glycogen phosphorylase activity; pyridoxal phosphate binding. NCBI's taxonomy places the organism in Eukaryota, Apicomplexa, Conoidasida, Eucoccidiorida, Sarcocystidae. The transcript has 8 exons. The record is from RefSeq and is a predicted model, not a curated record.